Molecule: messenger RNA, 1087 nt
Organism: Sinocyclocheilus grahami
Lineage: Eukaryota; Metazoa; Chordata; Actinopteri; Cypriniformes; Cyprinidae
Product: protein FAM131C-like
Exons: 6
Coding region: 232-1023 (263 amino acids)
Source: RefSeq, a predicted model, not a curated record
AAACAGUGCUUCACUGUACCGGUUGGACACCAGGUCCCUUUUCCCCUCAUCCUGGAUCAAUCUUUUUCCUUCUCUCUUUUCUCCACCUCUAUCAUCCAGCUGGCUCUCUCUGCUUGUUCCAGAUCCCCUUCUACCAAACACGCUCUCAUCUCUCUCUCUCUGUUGCUAAUUUUUCCCCGUCGCCCCACUCUCAGUCGGCAUGGUGAACAGAGAACUGCUAAGCUGUUGAACAUGGGCUCCUGCCUCUGCAAAGGUCACCAAGAGCUGCAAAGUGGCCAGCAACACCCCAUGGAAGAGCUUCACUCAUACGCUGAAGGACAGCCCAUCUUUAAGGGUAACCAUCAGCCCUACAAUGGCAGCAUGUCAGAUAAAAGGAGCAGCAGUGGGUAUGACAUUGGAGAAUUGGCUACAUCUUCCCUGCUGGGACUGCUGGCCACUAUUAAAGACCACAUCACUAAGCCCACUGCGAUGGCCCAGGGCCGAGUCGCCCACCUGAUUGAGUGGAAGAGUUGGGGAGGGGAAGCGACGUCUGGAGGAGGCUGGUGUGGCUGGACGAGAGAUGGUGGAGGAAGGGGAAGUGUGGGAGCCGCGCUCCAGGAGGACGAGCAGCUCUACUCUCACCUCACUGAUGAAAUCAAAGAAGCACGAUUUGCUGCGGGUGUGGCGGAGCAGUUUGCUCUGGCUGAGGCAGCGAUGAAUGCCUGGUCAUCCCAGGAUGUUGAAAAUAAAGCUAUAGGCAGUACAAUUCCAGUACAAGACCCCGAGGGCCUCUAUCUUUCUCAGUUCCUGUUGGAUGGAGGGAGUCUGGGUGUUCCUCGGCACCUGUACAGAAUGCACAUGGAAGCUGAUGACACCAGCUCUCUGGCACCUUCUCAUCCUCCUCAUUCUCAUUCCCCCAGUCAUUCUCAUUCUCCGCUGGACACACAACAUCCACCGCAGGAGCAGAGGAUCUCGCCGAUGGAAGGGUCCGUGCGACACGCAGACAGCAUCUCCAUGUCAGAGGAUGAGGUUUUUUAUAAUUGAAAUUUUGAUGAUGACAGUGGAAGGAAAAAAGAAAAGGUUUUUAAUUUGUUCUUUGUGUUCGCUG